CGCCAGUGUGUGCGUGAGCGUGUGCGUGCGUCCGUGCGCGUUGGCAAUGUAUUUGUUAGCCUUGCCGUUUUGCCCUUUGGUGUGCCUGCUAUGCUUGUGUUUGGGAUUUGGCAAUUUGACGUACGGACUUGGUGAACAAUAUGAGCGUGGCAUAAGCAACCGCGCUGGCGGUCCAGAAAAUACCCAAGAGCGUCCACAGAACUGGUAUCAAUCGGCUCAUCCACGAACAGCGAACGGAAAUGGACACGGUGUGCAUGAGGAGGAGUUGGCCGAUGAGCUGCUGCAUAAGGAAGAUGAUCACGACUAUCUCACCGUAUCCGACUAUCCACCACAUCAGGACCACGAGCAUGAACACGAGCAUGGACAUGAACACGAUCCUGAGCAUGAUCAUGAACAUGAUCAUGGGCUUGACCACAUUGAUGACCAUUUGGAGGACAAUGAGGAUAGUGACAAAUUUUAUGGCCACGUAUUUACCAAGGAGCCAAUGAUGCCCCACAAGCACAAUGUCAUGACUGGCUCAGGCACUACCAGCACCGGUGAUACUCCAAAGUUCCGUAACGUUGGUGCACAGGGCGGACGGGGCGAUAUGUAUGUGGUGCGCGAGUCGGAUAGACAGGCCAAUACACGGGGUCGCGAUGGUUUUGUUGCCGGCGCCAGUAACAAGCAAAAGGGCUUUCGGCCAUUCGCCAACCGGGUUGUUGUCCACGAUGAUCCCCGACAGCUGGGCCAGCCCGGCGAUGGCUUCAGCGCACCGCCGUCCACUGGCUGCCACAAUAGCUGCGAGGAGUUGCAGUGGCAGUGCAGCAAUUGUCAGUGCAUCGAAUCAAUUGGCCGUUGCAAUCGCGAGGUGCAGUGCACCGAUGGCUCCGACGAGUUCGAUUGCGACAAUAUGGAUGACAUGAUGUCCAAGCUGCAGAAGCAGUGCGAGCAGAGCGGACUGCAUGUCAUGUGCCCGAAGACCUAUCGCUGCAUCAAUAAGGAUUGGCUCUGCGACGGUGACGACGACUGCGGCGAUUACUCGGAUGAGACGCACUGCGGCGCACGAACCAACUGCACGGAGGAUCAGUUUGAGUGCCAGAACGGCUUCUGCAUUCCGCGGCAAUGGCUAUGCGAUGGUGAAAACGAUUGCAAGGAUUUUUCGGACGAGGUGCACUGCAAUCGCAGCAGCUGCACCGAUGAGCAUUUCACCUGCAACGAUGGCUACUGCAUUUCCCUGGCCUUUCGCUGUGACGGCGAACGCGACUGCGAUGACAAUUCGGACGAGCUGAAGUGCCCGGCCGUGAUCAACAGCUGCCCGGAGGGUGAGUUCAAGUGCCGUGGUGGUCUCGGCGGGGCCGGUGGACCCAGCGGCCAAUGUAUACUGAAUCGCUUUCGCUGCGACGGCGACAAUGAUUGCGGCGACUGGAGCGACGAGGAGAAUUGCCAACAGAAGCCAUCGCAAUGCACAUCCGGCGAAUACAAGUGUGCGGAUGGCACGUGCAUUCCCAAGCGCUGGAAGUGCGACAAGGAGCAGGACUGCGAUGGCGGCGAGGAUGAGAACGAUUGCGGCAAUAUGAGUCCAGAGCACCCACCGACCUGCGGUCCCGACGAGUUCACCUGUCACAAUGGCCGUUGUAUUUUGCGUACCUGGCUCUGCGAUGGCUAUCCGGAUUGCUCAUCGGCGGAGGACGAGGUGGACUGUCAUUUGCUGUGCGAUGCCGGUCAAUUUCUCUGCCCGGCCAAGAAGAACAUCACAAACCUAAAAAUUUGCGUGCACCAGAAACAUGUCUGCGAUGGCCAAAACGAUUGUCCACUCGGCGAGGAUGAAGUCAACUGUCCCGUAGAGCAGCAAUGUCCCGAGCCCAGGCAGUGCGAGCAGCUGUGCAUCAAAUCGGCUCGAGGACGAGAUGAAUGCGCCUGCCGUUUGGGUUAUCUAAUGAAUGCGAAUAAGCGCAACUGCACGGACAUCGACGAAUGCCAAUAUCUGACAAGCCCCGUCUGCUCACAGAAGUGCCACAACACGCUGGGCUCGUUCGUGUGCUCCUGUGAGAUGGGCUAUAUAUUGCGGCCGGACUUGCGCACCUGCAAGGCGCUGGGCGGGGCGAUGACGCUGCUCGUGGCCAACCGAUGGGAUAUACGGCGCGUGACGCUGAGCAACAAUCGUUAUAUGGCCAUAGUGAAGGGGCUGCACAAUGCAAUUGCCUUGGAUUUUCAUUAUCGCAAGGGUCUUAUGUUCUGGUCCGAUGUCUCCACCGAUGUGAUCAAAAUGGUAUACAUCAACGGAACACGGGUUCGCGAUGUUAUCAAGUGGGGAUUGGAGUCGCCGGGAGGUAUUGCCGUCGAUUGGGUGCAUGAUCUUUUGUUUUGGACAGACUCGGGCACUCGGCGCGUUGAGGUCUCAAAUUUUCAGGGUAAUUUGCGUACGGUAAUUGCUUCAAGCGACUUGGAUAAGCCGCGUGCCAUUGUCAUACAUCCGGGCGAGGCCCUGGCAUUCUGGAGCGACUGGGGACCCAAUCCGAAGAUCGAACGCGCCCACAUGGAUGGCUCGCAGCGACAAGUGAUUAUAUCGAAGGGUGUCACCUGGCCCAAUGGCCUGGCCAUCGAUUAUCCCAAUAGCAAAAUAUAUUGGGCCGAUGCCAAGCAGCAUGCCAUCGAGUGCUCCAACCUGGAUGGCAGCGAGCGCAACAAGGUGCUUAGCACACAUCUACCUCAUCCGUUUGCUCUAACCAUCUUCGAGGAUACCAUGUACUGGACCGACUGGAACACAAAGACUGUCUCGGCUGCAAACAAGAUAACCGGAAAAGGCUUUCGAUCGGUGCACGAGAACUUUCACUUCCCCAUGGACAUACACGCCUACCAUCCGGCACGGCAGCCAGACUAUCAGGAUCGUUGCCAGAAGGACAGACGUGGCCUGCGCGGCGGCUGUUCCCAUUUGUGUCUGCCCAACAAGACAUCCCGCCGCUGCGGCUGUCCCAUCGGGCUCUCGCUCAAGGACGAUGGCAAGACAUGCAAGAGCGCACCAGACAAGCUUGUGCUGGUCGCGCGGCGCAAGGACAUUCGCCUGCGCCAGCUAAACAGCAAACCCUCCGGUCCGAACGAGGUCGACAUGAUUGUGCCCCUGGAUAACCUAAAGCAUGCAGUUGCUCUGGACUGGUGCAGCGAAACCGAUUUUAUCUACUGGACCGACGUGGAGCGUAGCUCCAUCAAUAAGGCCCAUUUAAAUGGCAGCUAUCAGCAGCGCGUCGUUCACUCGAAUUUGGUCUCGCCCGUUGGCCUGGCACUCGACUGGAUCACCGAUAAACUGUACUGGACGGAUCCCUCAACGAAUCGCAUCGAAGUGGCCACCACAAAUGGCAAAAUGCGCACGCUGCUUGUCUGGGAAAAAUUGGAUAAGCCGCGCGAUAUUGUUGUCAAUCCAAUAGAUGGUCUUAUGUUCUGGUCGGACUGGGGUGAAGAGGCAAUGAUCGAAAGAGCCAAUAUGGACGGUGCCAGUCGUGUCAUAAUAGCGUCCAAGAAACUCAUUUGGCCCAAUGGACUCGCCAUCGAUUAUGAUCAACACAAACUGUACUUUGUCGACGGCGGAACCAAAACCCUGGAGAACAUGAACUUUGAUGGCAGCAGCCGCAAGGUUAUAAUCAAUGGACUGGGCCAUCCCUUUGGACUGGAUGUGAGCGGUGGUCGUGUGUACUGGACCGAUUGGGAUACCAAAUCGGCGAUGAGUGCCGAUAAAAUGACGGGCAAGAGCGUCGCCACGGUUAUCGCGAACACCAGUGACCUAAUGGAUAUACGGGUCUUCCAUCGGAUGCGACGGCGGGUUUACAACGCGUGUGACAAGCAAAAUGGCGGCUGUUCCCACCUUUGUCUCCUGAAUCCAACUAGCUUCACGUGCGCCUGUGCCGUUGGGGUGCAGCUAAGGGAAGAUGGUCGUACGUGCUCGGAGGGUCCUUCUAAAUACAUUCUCUUUGCCCAUCGCAUCGAUAUCAGACAAAUCUCGUUAGACUUUGACCAUCUUAUCGAUGUGGUACUCCCAUUGCCGCCAAUCUCCAAUGCAGUUGCUCUCGAUGUUGACCAGAAGACGGGCUAUAUUUUCUGGUCAGACACCAUUGAGAAUGUAAUCAUGAGCUCCAGUCCCGAUGGCUUGCAUGUGCAUAAGGUGAUCGGCGAAAGCCUGGAGAAUCCGGACGGACUAGUUGUCGACUCCAUUGGGCGCACAAUAUAUUGGGCCGACGCAGGUCGUCACACAAUUGAAGUGGCCACCCUUGAGGGCAACCAUCGACAUGUCAUUGCGUAUAAGGAUCUAGAAUCACCGCGUGGAUUGGCCCUCGACUAUGAGGCUGGUCUACUCUUUUGGACCGACUGGGGACACUAUCGGAAGAUCGAGCGUUCACACCUGGACGGCAACGAGCGCUCUCGCAUUGUGACCGCCAAUUUGGGCUGGCCAAACGGGCUCUCACUGGAUCUGAAGACCAAACGCAUCUACUGGGUGGAUGCGCGCCUCAAAACCAUAGAUUCAUGUGACUACACGGGCAACCAGCGCAAGUUGAUCAUGUCAUCCCUACACCAUCCCUAUGCACUGGCACUCACCGAGGACUUCAUCUAUUGGACCGACUGGAAGUCCAAGGCCCUGCACAUGGCUGAUCGACGUAACACAAGCGCUAAGCGCGACGUCAUGACCAACAUUGAUGGGUUAAUGGACAUUAAAGUGAUUGUUAAGCAUCAACUGAUGACGGAGAAUGUUUGCGGUCACAACAACGGCGGCUGCUCGCAUCUCUGCCUGCGUAAUCCUGCGGGCUUUACAUGCCAGUGCCCCACUGGACUCAGGUUGCGCGAGAAUAGUACAACGGAAUGCCAAAAUUUGCCAGACGAUUAUCUACUGAUUGCGCUGCGCUCGGGCAUCGGCAUGAUCUCUUUGAAUAGUGGGGACUACAUGGACGUGGUGCUGCCUAUCAAUGGAGUACACGGAGCUGUUGUCCUGGACUAUCACUAUCGCAACAAUUGGCUCUUCUUCGCUGAUGUCAAUCUGGACGUCAUUCGCCGCGUGAAUCUGCUUAAUUUCACCGACAGCAAAGUGGUGGUCAGCACCGAGCUGCUGACACCAAAUGGCAUUGCAGUUGACUGGAUUGCCGAUAAUCUCUACUGGUCGGACACGGAUCGCAAGCUGAUUGAAGUGGCACGCCUCGAUGGCAGCUGCCGCAAGAAGCUCAUCACAGACGAUUUGGGCGAUCCGCGCUCUCUUAUCGUGCAUCCCUCCAAGGCCUAUCUUUUCUGGUCGGACUGGAACUCACCGUCGAAAAUCGAACGCAGUAUUUUGGAUGGCUCAAAUCGCACAGCGAUUGUGACAUCUGGCAUUGGUUUUCCCACGGGCCUAACCAUCGAUUUUACCAAUCGACGUUUGCUUUGGGCCGAUGCGCUUGAGGACAAUAUUGGCCAGGUUGAUUUCAAUGGAAAACGCCGUCAGACUAUUGUGCCGUAUGCCCCACACCCUUUCGGCCUGACCAUGUUCGAGAGCAACAUAUACUGGACCGAUUGGUACAACAAGUCCGUGUACCGCUCACAGCGGGUACCACGCAUGGGCUAUAGUUAUCCAUUCGAGGUGCGCGACGCUCUGAGCGGUGCGCUGGACAUACGCGCUGUCUCGCUACAGCGCCAGGCAAAGAGCUGGAAUCAGUGCGCCCAGGAUAAUGGCGGCUGUUCGCAUCUGUGCUUCUACCGUGCCGUCGAUUAUGUGUGCGCCUGUCCGGAUCGGAUGGAGAGCGAUGGACGCGCAUGCUCUACCACGCCCAAAGAGAUGGUCCAGGCACGCCUCGAGAGCGAUCAACCCGAUUACUCGGACGAGCUGACAGAUGACACCGGAUCAACUGAGAACCAGAAUAACAAUAACCAGCUCGACGAUGACAUCAAGAACAAGGAGAACAGCGAGCGCGAGUUCUUUGUGCUCGUAGCGCUCGGCGUUGUCAUUGUGAUGGUCAUCAUCAUAAUGCUAGUUAUAUUCAUGCUCGCUUUUAAUACAAAUCGCAAAAAGGCGAAGCGCAACUCACGAGGAUCCAGCCGCUCAGUACUGACCUUCUCCAAUCCUAACUAUAACGUGGACGGCACACCUAUGGAGCCUAAGACAAACAUCUGGAAACGUUUCAAAUACGACAAAUCGCACGAACGCACCGGAGUGUACGAGGAGCGCAGUCUAACCACAGAAACUGCCUCGUCCAGCCUGUUUGUGCCAACGCCAUCGCCGAUGGCUUCGCCGUCGACAAAGACUAUGCAACUGACAACGCUCUCGACUAUCACAUAAACUGAAAAGACGUUACAUAACUCAGAGAAACAUUAAGAGCAUUAAAAAAAACAUCCCUACAUAAUUACUAAUACCAUUUUGUUACUAUGAGAAUGAGAUAUUGAUGACUAAGAUGAUCAAGAUGAUGAUGAUGAUGAUAAUGAUGAUGAUGAUGGUGAUGAAACUGAUGAAUGAUGAUGUAUGUAUAGAGCUGAGGAACUGAUCUGCUCAGAUUCUUUGGUUAUUAUUGGGUUAGGUGUUAUGCUUUGGAAAAGGCAUGUAUAAGUAAAUACUUAUAGAUGAUCUGCCUAACUGGCUGUGUAAUAUUAUUGAAGCUAAGUAAAGACAUAAGGCCUGUUACAGACGUCGAUUUUGAUAUAUACCCUUAUUCAAUUCUAUUUUGAGAGUCAGCUAUUUAUGCCGUGAUUAUACUUGCCCAAAACCAAAUAUAGAUGAUAUGAAUGUAUGUAUGGUAGUCGAAGUCCUUUCAGUAGCAGUAUGUUAUAUGUUAGAGCAUGAUAUAUAUAUAUCGAUUGAUACUAUAUGCACUUAUCUGUACCUAUAUCUCUAUCUGUAAUGCAUACAUAACCUAACAAAAAGUGUGUACACACUCACAUCUGUAAAUAUACUGAACGGAAAGAAGUUCUUUUUGUUAAGAAUAAUAUACAAGUAGGUCAUACAGCCUAAUGGGACCGAGUUUUGUGGGGCGACAAGAAAAGAAGAGAACAGCUAGUGUGUGAAUGGAGCAGAGCUAUAGAACAAAAGGUGUUUCAGUAUAUAGUACAUUAUUUAGUGGUUCCUCUUUCAUUUUUAACAUUAGUCUGGGGCUAAUUCAAGAGCUAUUUGUUCAAAUGAAAAUUAAGUAAAUUUCAGUUUAAAAAAAUAUUAAAAAAAACAGAUCCAACAAAAAAAAAAACUAAAACCAAACUCAAAUGUGAACUUUUAAAGAUUUGCAUUGUUUCCCUCUAGUUUUCAUUCUUUUCAUUCCUUUCCAAUACUGGUUAAACUGGAUUCGUAACAAAUAUCGACAAAAUGAAAGGCGGGUGGAAAUUUGUAUAAAAUGAAAGUUUGCAACACAGUUGCAGCAAUGAAUUGUAAAUGUUAGUAGUACGCAAGCAAGUAUUAUCACGUUAUAAAUGUGACUUAAAUCGUUAAAAAUCGUCUGGGCAACAAAUUGUAAUAUAAUUCACACUUUGGUUUGCUUAAAUAAAAAAAAAAUCUGUAGAUACACAAAUAUAUCUACAAAUAAUUGCUUUAUGUUUAAGGCCUUUCAUUCGCCAUUCAAUAGAUUUAUAUAUAUAUAUAUAUAUAUAUAUGGAAAUUUAUUAUUUGUAUGCGCCUUCAUAAUAUGAUUAGAGUUCAAAAACAUUUUAGUUUCUUAUAUUUUGUAUUUCUUCAGUUUUAACUCCCUGUGAGUGUUGGCCGACCGAUUCACCGUGCAAUAAUGACAAAAUUUCACACAUAGCUUAACCACAAAAAUUGGCAGAGAGUAAACUAGUACAAAUUUGUGUACAUAUACUUAUGACAGUCAGUGUUGCCAAUACAAAUGAGAAAGUCAACAUAAUGUAAUAUUUUUAACAAAUGAUUGCCUUUAUGAAAACUACAAGAAAAUCAAAAAUUACAACUGAUUUUAAAAAAUGAAACACACACACACUUUCGAAUGUUUAUACUUUACUGUUAACAUUUUAUGUUAAUUCUGCUGGCACUAAUAUUUAUAUUUUUAUGUAUUCUGAAUACAAAAAUAUGAAAAUGGCGACACUGCAACUAUGAGCAAACAAGAAAACAAAAACAAGAUAACAAAAACAAGAAAACAAAAAAAAGAAAACAAAAAAAAAAAAAAACAAGAGCAAAAAAACUCAACAAAUACUAUACAAACUGGUUUUAAUCUUCCAUUGUUCAUGCAUAUGGAAUUUUUCAACACUAGCAAUCGCGAUUUUAUCAAGUUCAGCGAAAGUGGAAUUGAUUGGUGUUUCGGAAAUCAAAAAAAAAA
Molecule: messenger RNA, 8237 nt
Organism: Drosophila novamexicana
Lineage: Eukaryota; Metazoa; Arthropoda; Insecta; Diptera; Drosophilidae
Gene: Lrp4
Product: low-density lipoprotein receptor-related protein 4
Exons: 13
Coding region: 47-6268 (2073 amino acids)
Molecular function (GO): protein binding; calcium ion binding
Source: RefSeq, a predicted model, not a curated record